Messenger RNA from Strongylocentrotus purpuratus (purple sea urchin), 1945 nucleotides. RefSeq names its product putative ribosome-binding factor A, mitochondrial. Bases 6 to 1139 code for a protein of 377 amino acids. Gene Ontology annotation, biological process: rRNA processing. The transcript has 5 exons. The record is from RefSeq and is a predicted model, not a curated record. NCBI's taxonomy places the organism in Eukaryota, Metazoa, Echinodermata, Echinoidea, Camarodonta, Strongylocentrotidae.
UCAAAAUGGCAGCGCCCUUGUGGAAUUUGGUGUUACAUGGUCGGCAUUUUUUUACACCAAGGUUUGCUUAUGGAGCCGCAAACUUACGAAAUGUGUCAAUCUGUGGAUUCAGUACCAGUGCGUCGUUCAAUAAAAAGCAAGUUCAUGGCUUCUCCUCCCGCAAAUUCGAGAAAAUGAUGACCAAGAAAAAGAAGAAGUUCUAUUUUGAUCCAAUGAAUCCCAGUCAGCUUGGGAAGAUGACUGUGUCAAAUCCAAUCUCCAAGAAGGCUGAGAAUAAGAUGGAUGAGAAAGACAGUGUGAAGCUUCGAGUCUACAACACCAUCUUGUACGAGCAUAUUGUAGAUCUGGUCAAAUCCAAUUACAUAAGUGAAGAGUUGGAGCAGCUAGAGGUACCCCUUCUCUCAGUUCGUAUGGCAGGAGACAUGAGUGUAGCACGAGUAUACUGGCAAGCCUCAGGGAACGCAGAGAGUGAUGAUAAGGUCCAGGCUAUCCUUGAGAAAUACACUGGUAGAGUCAGACAUGCUCUUAUUUCCCUCCGAGUCCUAGGUAAUGUCCCUCGAGUCUGCUUCUUGAAAGACAAAGCAGCUGCCAACAUCGCUGAAAUCGACCAUCUCCUUGCUACAGCCGACUAUGGACCAAGAGACGACGAGUCUCUCACAGCGAAAGACCCCCAUGGAUUGGAAUGGCACGACCCACAUGAAGAAGAUGUAUUACACUGGCAGGGUAGUUCCACUAUCAAACGAGGGGACAAAGAGGACAGAGAGGGGCAGGGGAACAGAUCAAAGUACAAGGGACCCAACUACUUUGCAGUUGAUCAUGCAGAUGCACUAUCCCAGAUUGCAAGUCACAAGAAGCAGGAAUCUUCGAACGUGCCAGAAGGGUUCUCCCCGAUCACAGACUCAAUUGAAAAGUUCAAGGUUUUCCAGAAAAAGAAGAAAAUAAAGAGGAAAAUAGAGGAGGAUGACAUUACCUAUAGAGGACAGUUGGAAAUGGACAGCAUUAAUCGAGAGGAAGAUUUUGAAGCUGAAGAUUUUGAUGAUAGUUUGGACACGCUUGAAGAAACUAGUGACUUUGAAACAACAAAUGAUGAUGAUGAUGCAUUUGGUACUGGCCCUGGUGGUAAAUCACCAAGGAUAUAGUGUCAAACAACAAAAAUAAUUCAUGAGCCAAUUGCAUUUUGUAUAGCAAGAUAAUGUGAUUUUUAUUUCGUUUUGCAAGUCACUUUACAAAACUAGCAUAAUUUGUUUUAUAUUUACAAAAUAAAUACAGUAUUUAUACAGUCAGUUUCUCCCUCAUCUAAAAGGAAAUAUAGGAGUAAUAAUAUUCGCCUCAAGCUCUUAAUAGACAAUAUCUCACUUUGUCUGUACGCAACAUAACCAAAUCAUUUACUUAUUGUCUAAUACAUGUAUGUGUAUGUGAAUUGUUCUGGCAAAUGUUGUGUACCCAGGUAUUAUCAACCUUUGAUUAACAAAGGAAUGGUUUUACAUUCAUUUUCUGAAGGAAAAGUUAAAGUUUUGAGUGCUCUUCCUAGCGCCUUCCAAAUUUUUCAUUAAAUAAACCUCUUUACUAAUGUGUUUCAAUUGAUGUAUGUUUCUCUCCUGAAUCCUUGAUUACAAACUGUGCAUACAUUAGUUGUUGCUAUGUUAGACAAACCUCUUGCAAGCUUUGCAGUUGUCAAGAUAAACUUUUGUUCAAUUGGUAUACAUAAAAUAAGCAAAUAGGGCCCUGUAUUAAACAAAGAGUUGAUAUCAGUCGCGAUUUAUUUGCGAUUGAUUUCUAUCACAACUAUGUACAUAAGAGAUAGGAGAUUGCAAUCAAUCGCAACUCUUUGUAAGACAGGGCCCAGGUCUAUAAUAUGGGUGUGGUUCCUGCAUCAGGCCUGUGCUGUGCAGUUUGAAUCCAUUUGUUUCAGGCCAGAUGUUUCAAUCAUUGACUGCACACUGGU